This is a messenger RNA of Kwoniella botswanensis, 735 nucleotides long. RefSeq lists its product as uncharacterized. NCBI's taxonomy places the organism in Eukaryota, Fungi, Basidiomycota, Tremellomycetes, Tremellales, Cryptococcaceae. The coding region runs from base 1 to 735 and encodes 244 amino acids. Gene Ontology annotation, molecular function: phosphatase activity. The record is from RefSeq and is a predicted model, not a curated record. The transcript has 4 exons.
AUGCCCGGAAAACAACUUAUUGUCUUCGACUUUGACUGGUCCUUCGUAGACCAAGAUACCGACCGAUGGGUUUUCGAGGUAUUAUCAACCGAAUUGAGGAGGUUGUUGCAGACUAGAAAAUCGGCUGGGACCGGUAUGCAAUGCACACCUGAUGUAGUUAAUGAUACUAUGAAAGAUCUUUAUGAGAAGGGGUUCAAGAAGGAAGAUGUCUUAGAAGCGCUCAGGAUCUUACCAUUCCACCCAGCCAUGAAACGUGCGGUUACUUCUUUGCAAGCCAGAUCCAAGGACACCACUUUCUUGUGUUUGUCCAAUUCCAAUGAAGUCUACAUCGGUACUAUCCUCGAAAAACACGGUCUGACCUCCCUCUUCUCCCAAAUCAUCACCAACCCAGCUCACUGGAAUCUUUCCGCUCCGGAUCAUCUGAUCAUUGGACGGAGAUUGCCCGCCGACCAGCCUCCUCAUGGAUGUUCCGUAGGCUGCCUGGCAAACAUGUGCAAAGGUAAUGAACUCGAUACUUACCUAGCUGCCAAUGGCGGUAAAGAUUCCUUCGACAAGAUCGUCUACAUCGGAGAUGGUGGGAACGAUUUCUGCCCUUUGUUGAGAAUGAGAAAACAGGAUCUAGUCCUGUGUAGGAAAAACCUGGAAUUGCACGAGAGGAUACUUAACGAAAGUGAAAAGGCGGGAUUGAAAGUGGAUGUCAAGUAUUGGGAACAGGCUUGGCAAAUCGAUGAGUGA